This is a messenger RNA of Adineta steineri, 1401 nucleotides long. The record is from the annotation of a GenBank genome assembly. NCBI's taxonomy places the organism in Eukaryota, Metazoa, Rotifera, Eurotatoria, Adinetida, Adinetidae.
AUGCAAAAUAUAACUUCGGUCGAUAUACCGUCGGAAAACUACAAGUCGGUUAAAUUUGAACUUGAUGAUGGCAAAUUAUUAGGUCUUUGUCUUUCCCCAAAACAAUUUGUGGCAGAAGUACGGCAAUUGAUUGGAAAGCGGCAACCAUUGAAGGAUAUACAUUUGUUCUUAGAUAAAGAGGGUUAUCCGGUUGGUCGUCUGGAUGAAUCCAAAACACCUCUUGAAAACGUAAUGUUAUCAAAUAAUAUUGUUAAAUUACAAACGCAAAAAUUACUUGCUAAUUCAAACAAAGAUAGCGCAAAACCUCUACUUGAUAUUCCACCUACUCAAUCGUUCGAGACACGUACAAUUCAGUUAUUAACUACUGACAAACUUGAAUAUCGUGCAGCUAAAAUUCCAGAAACCACGCCAGCUCAUUCUUCACAUGAUCAGAUAUGUGAUCCAUAUAAUUUUGAUUUACAAAAAUGGUGUGAUAUAUUUCAAAGAUGUAAUUUAUUUCAAGGAUUAGAAUUUGAUUGUCGAACUGAUCCUCGACAUCCAAGUUAUUCUCCACAUCCUAGUCAUCAUUCUGUUUGUCAAUUUCAAGAAAAUAUAACAAAACCAACAUAUUUCAUUAACGAUGCAUCAUUUAUCGAAGCACAUUUGGCUAGUAAUGAAAUUCACAAUACAUUUAUUCGUAAUAAGUUGGUAAAAAUCGAUGCCAAUUUCAAAUGUCCAUUUUUUUCAUUUUCUACUGGAAGCGAGAAAGAUGAUCGAAAAACUGAAGAUACACAAAAGAAGACUCUCUAUACAACAUGUAUCUGGAAUUUUCCACGUGUAGUUGUACAUCUAUUUAAUGAGUCAUUGCCAUUAGUCAGACAGCCGGUGCGAGCAACUGACGACUUUCAAGAAGCUAUUAAAGAAGUUUUUCUAGAACCAACGGAGGCAACCGACGCUGUAACAUUGGUUGACAUUCAAGAAAAGUAUAAGAAAUUACAAAAAAUUUUUAAACUAUAUGGUCAAGUUUUUCCGAUAACAGUAACUCUUGGUGGGCAUUUAUAUCAAACUGAUAUUAGAAAAGUAGAAAGGAAUGUUAAUGAAAAUGAACAUAAAAAUAAAAUUUUUGGCAAUUUCAAAAGUUUACUUAAAGCAGUUGGAGGUGGUAUAGAUGGCGCCGUAACUACAAUUGAAGCACGUCGAACGGUAACGAUAGAUCAUCAAUCUGAUGCGAAAUUUGAAGCUACAGGCGGCGAUACACUAUUAAUCGAUAAUAUUAGUGAAUGGAAAUCGAGUAUACGUGAUAGUCGACGAUGGCGAAUCAUUCAGUAUGGUGAAUUAAUUCCAACUUACAAUUUAUUGAAUAAUCAACUACAAAAGAAAAUUGAAGACGUUCUUUAUCAUAAGAAACGAUUCGGUGAGUGA